Messenger RNA from Cetraspora pellucida, 1873 nucleotides. NCBI's taxonomy places the organism in Eukaryota, Fungi, Glomeromycota, Glomeromycetes, Diversisporales, Gigasporaceae. The record is from the annotation of a GenBank genome assembly.
UCCUUACAAACUGAAGAGAGUAACCAGAAAAACUACUUACAAUCCGAAGAGAAAAGCUAUGGCUCAACAAAACCCUGUUAAUCCGCCUAAUCAACCUAAUGCUAUAGAUAAUCUUGCGGCCCAAAUUGGGGCCUUAGUGCAGCAGAUGCAAGCUGCCCCAGCUCCACAAAUUAAUUACAAUGCACCUGCCCACGAAUUAAACCUAGUCAUGUAUCCCGAUUUUGCUGGCGGAGAUCAAGACCCAAUGACCUGGCUGGAUGAAGUAGAGAAAGCCUUCGCUGCCAAUUUAGUGGAUGAUAAUCGAAAGAUCGCCAUCAUGGUCCCUUACCUAAAGGGGUCUGCCGCGACCUGGUGGGCCACUAUGCAAAGACAGCUUAACCCGGUUAAUGUCUGGGACAAUGCAGUUAAUCCUGCUCAAAGUUUUCGACCUACUUUUAUUACGCAUUUUCGAACUCCUACUUUGGAGGGAAAGUGGUUUGCUCAAUUAGCUACGAGGAAACAGCAGCCGAACGAAGACAUAGAUGCAUAUUAUACCUCCAUUCAAGAGCUCCUGCGCCGGGUUGAAUCUGGGGGGCACCAGUACCCAGAAACUGCUAAGGCCCAAAUUUUUCUCAAUGGAUUGCGCCCUGAAUUUGCCUAUGAAAGCGCUUGUAGACAGAAUUUGUCAUACCAUCCCAUCUCACUUAGUGCUCUCUACUCCACCCAGCCUGGCCCUUAUAUACCCACUGGGGUUCAACCCCCUACCUCAACCUCUGAAUCGGCUAUCGAAAAAUUGACCGAGGCUCCUUCCUCUAACCCCCAGCCAUCUAACCAGGGAAACCCAGUCGUGUCUGAAAGCAACCAACAUACAUAUGUCAGUAUCAUUGACGAAGAUGCCCCUUUGUUUGCUGCGGGAAAAAGAGACUCCCAACGGACAAGUAGCGUUGAUCGCCCUACAAAGCGAAGAAAAGAAGGAGCAGAGGAAAUAGAACCGAAGGAGGAAACUCUGGAGCAACUUUUGGAGGAAGAAGGUAAUCAGGAAAGAAAUGAUGAUCACCAAGAGACUGUGGUCAAACCUCCUGGCCCGCUGCCUAAAGUUUCUGUUUCCAGGUCUAAACGUGUUCCUGUUGUCUGGAGGAAGCUUCAGGAAGAUGAGCUACCCCAAAUUGCAUCAUUGGUUCCCCGAUAUUCAAUUGUUUCUGAUAUACAGGACAAACCCGCCAACAUUACGUAUGGGCAGCUUUUUCGCCUCGCUCCUUCAUUGCGGGCUGACUUAGAUAAAAGUUUAAAAAAGAAAAAGGUUCCUGCUAAGCGUAAAAUAAGGAAUAACAUUAGUAUUGUUUCUGAAAAAAGAUCUACUGCGUUGUAUUGCGAUGCAAAGAUCUUAGAAUUUAAAAAAUUGGCGUCAGAGCCUCUGAGGAAGGACCACCCUACAACUGUUCGGGACCUUGUUGAAGGAUUGGAAGAAACGGAUGACGAACUAUUGGAUAGUGAUGAAGAAUACGAAGACGAGGAGUUAGAAGAAAGAAUGUAUGGAUAUUCGGAAAUUGAGGACAGUACAGCUUCAUCCUAUUUGCCUUUAUCCAGUUCCUCUGAUAUCGUGGUUUCAACUUCGUUUACCAAUAAUACCAAUCCCUCUUGUCCCCUCUUACCUGAUACGAGCAACCCCUAUAUAAUAAAAGGGUGUACCAGUAGAAAAGUUCUUGUCUCCUUACCCAAUGUAGAUAAGCUACCCUUAUUAGUUUAUCAUAGUCCUAGUUCGGACAGUUUAACCGGAAAUGCUUAUCUUCAAGACAACGAUGUUACACCCGAUCCUCGAGGAGAAACAAUUACUUUACCAAGUGGAACCGUUGGAGACCAAACAACAUCUCCAGCUUCAACAAUUUCUUCAUAA